Messenger RNA from Endocarpon pusillum Z07020, 1419 nucleotides. RefSeq lists its product as uncharacterized. The coding region runs from base 1 to 1419 and encodes 472 amino acids. Gene Ontology annotation, molecular function: monoacylglycerol lipase activity; acetylesterase activity. The record is from RefSeq and is a predicted model, not a curated record. The transcript has 2 exons. NCBI's taxonomy places the organism in Eukaryota, Fungi, Ascomycota, Eurotiomycetes, Verrucariales, Verrucariaceae. Gene Ontology annotation, biological process: medium-chain fatty acid catabolic process; medium-chain fatty acid biosynthetic process.
AUGGUCUGGCAGAGAAUCAUUGCCGGAAGUUUUAAGGCAAGAGAUCACCCAGGUCUCGGGCUAGCUGGAGCCGUCCUGGUGGUUCUGGUAUCAUUCACCAUCAGAAUGGGCAUGGGUCGACUUUUCGGCCACGCUAGAACUGCCUACCACCACAGCCCAAGAACAAUAUCGCUGCAAAGAAGGGAAGGUGGUAGAACGAUCUCUUUGCUCGAUCUGUGCAAGUCCAUCACUCCACCCUGUCGGCUGAACCCGUUCUUGUUUAAUGGCCAUCUGCAGACACUUUGGACAGUUGUGAAGAACGACACAGUGCCCAUCUACUACAAACGCCACAUCUUCGAACACCAGGACCCAACCUAUGCUGGGAUGUUCACUGUGGAUUUCGCAGUCCAGCCAUAUGAGGCAUCGGAUCCCGCUCUGCCACCCAGGACAACGUACUUCACCUCUUCGGAGUUCAGCUCAAUUGGCUCACAAGAUAGUAAGCCUAUGCUGGUAGUUCUGCAUGGGUUGAGUGGUGGAAGCUACGAGCUGUAUCUUCGUCAUGCUCUGGCACCAUUGCUUAUCCCUGACCAGAACGGGACUGUUAGGUGGGAGGCUUGUGUGAUCAACUCGAGAGGGUGCGCCAUGUCCAAGAUCACAAGCAGUGUCUUGUACAACGCCAGAGCGACGUGGGAUAUGCGGCAGACAGUGAGAUGGCUCAGAACAACAUUUCCCAACAGACCGCUUUUUGCUAUUGGUUUCUCCCUGGGCGCCAACAUCUUGACCAACUAUCUCGGAGAAGAAGGUGCAGGAUGCGAAUUGAAGGCAGCAAUGGUACUGUCGAAUCCCUGGAACCUCGAUGUCUCCUCAGUGGUUCUUCAAAGCACAUUCCUUGGCCUCCACGUCUACUCCCGCACAAUGGGCACAAAUAUGAGGAGGUUGUUCGAAACACACGUGGACCAGAUCUCGAAGAAUCCAAGGAUUGACGUAGAGAAGAUACGCAGACUGAGAUAUUUGCAUGAAUUUGACAGAGAUGUGCAGGGCCCGACGUGGGGAUACCCAACUGAGGGUGCAUAUUACCGCGACGCUUCAUCGAGUGAUUCUUUGCUUGCAAUCAGAAUUCCCUUUUUCGCGCUGCAUGCUAGAGAUGACCCGAUUGCUGCUGACGAGGCUUUGCCACGGAAUGAGAUGGAACAGAACCCUUACGCAGUGCUUUGUACGACAUCCCUAGGUGGGCAUUUGAGCUGGUUUGAGCUCGGUGGUGGACGAUGGUUUGCAAGAGUGCAGACAGAAGCAUUUUUCAAUAAAAUGGCGUUCGAGAUAGACGUGCCUGAGCAACUGGAGGUCGACGGCGUGCUGGACAGUCUUAAGAAUACCGGAGAUCCUGGCCGACCAAGAUUCGAGCCGAUGCGAAGAAAGCUGCAUGUUGCUGUGGACGCGUAG